CAUUGACGCAAUGUAAAUCGAAGGUCACAUUGAUACACAAAAAACGAUGGCAUUAUCUGAAUCCCAAAUACCACCCGACGCCCAGCAUUAUUUGGUGUGUGGCACUGAAGACUGUGAGAAGAACUGCCAGCUUUACUGCAAUGACUGUCACCUACCAAUGUGUGAACAGUGCAGAGAUGAACAUCAGAAGAAUAAGAAAACCAAGAACCAUGAAGUGGUCCCUUAUAAGCUACGCAAACGUCAACUUCCUGUGGAGAAAUGCAAGAUCCACCCCACAAGACAAAUAGAGUUUCUCUGUGAAGAAUGCCAGAUUCCCAUUUGUUCUAAAUGCACAGCAACAAAAGAACAUCGCGGCCAUGUGUUUACCGACCUAGAAGUUGUCUUUGCUGAAAAGUGUUCCUUUUGUUACGAAGAAAUAGCCAACAUUCGAAAAUAUUUUGAGCCUACUUCUCAAGAAUUAAAAAAAGAAAUUUCUGAAGAUGUCACAAAAAUAAAGAAGAUCAUGGAAGACAUAAGAACAUCCAUGAAGGCUGAAGCUGACGCUGUGAAAAAACUGGUAGACACAGUCACAUCAGGUAAAAUAAAACAAGUCGAGAAAGUAGAACAGUCAUUAUCAAAAACAUUAAACGACCAAAACCAAACAAUUGAUGAUCACAUCAACUAUCUCAAUGAUUUAGUCAAAACAUUUUAUGGCUACCUAUCUCCCUCGGACAUUAAAAAUUUAACAUUUGUUCUUAAAUCUGAAAAAAUACUGAUAAAACCAAUACCAGAGACAUCCAAACCAGUCCCACCUGUAUUUACUGCUGGUCAACAUAGCAAGGAAGAUUUCGCCAAACUACUGGGUAGAAUAACUGUCCCUAACACUAAACAAGAGAACAGAAAAAUAAAACCCAUGGAGACUGCCUCUACACAGUUGAAACCUACAGGGAAACAGAGAAAACAAGACAGAGAGAAAUCUGACGUGAAACAAACACUGUCUCUGUCUUCUUCUGUCACCAAGGUCAGGGAGUACACAGUACCAGGUGUUAGACGUGUAUAUCAUAUGUCACUGGGUAAAUCAGGCAGACUUUGGGUCAGUGAUAGUGAAGGUAACUUUGUCCAAACAGAUCUAGAUGGGGAUCAGCUACAGACGAUACAAACCAGUGGUGGAUGGGAAGGCUACCACACAGUCACACAGGACGGGGAUCUGAUUUAUACAGACCAAGACAACAAAGUCAUCAAUAGAAUAACACCGGGAAAUACAAUCACUGAAUUCAUUAAAACAGGAGAAUGGGUACCACUCAGUAUACACUCUUCCCACAUCAACGGGGACCUACUGGUGGGGAUGACGAAGGCUGGAGAGGCUAAAGUCACGAGGUACAAGAAGACAGGGACAGAAAUACAGAACAUACAGACAGACAACAAAGGACAGACACUGUAUGAUCUACCACUCUACAUCACAGAAAAUAUCAAUGGUGAUGUCGGUGUAUCAGACUAUUACAAUGAUGCUGUAGUGGUGGUGGAUAAAUCAGGACAACACAGGUUCUCCUACACAGGUCAGAGGUCAGGGUUUACUCCACAGGGAAUAUGUACUGAUGUACUCGGUCACAUCCUGGUGUGUGAUGGUAUCAGUAACACAGUUCAUCUUCUGGAUCAGGACGGUCAGUUCUUGUCUCUUCUACGCACACCACAACAAGGAGUGGAAAACAUGUAUCCCCGUAGUGUGUGUGUGGAUGAUGAACAAUAUAUGUGGGUUGGAGAACUUGACAACAUAGUGAAAGUGUAUAAGUAUCUAAAGUGAACAGUGUAUAUAUGUAUUUAAUAGUUGGUAGACUAUUUAUAAUAUAGUAGGAUAUUUCAUAGUAUCAAUAUUACUAACAUUAUAUUAAAUUUGACAGAAAGUACAUCCAUUUGCAACUAUCUUUUUGAUUUAAUUUUUAGUUUAUGCAGUAAGAAAGUCUUCUCUAUGGUUUUAAUAAGUUUAAAUGUGCAUGCUCAUCACAUGCAGUAAUGUUAUGGAUGUAUGAUUUACAGGUACAACUAAAAUAUAUUAUCGUAGUUAUGGUCACGUAACAGAAAUGCUUUAAGUACUAAUGCCUGAAAUAAACAACUAGGUAUUAGUGAGUUAAAAAUUACAUUACUUACCAUUGUAAAUUAUAUUUCAAUACAAUCCACAGAUUUGUAAUCUAACACAAAUAAACAAUCAAUUUGUGACGGUCGGACAGGUUCGAAUACCGGGCACCAUAUUAUAGUUCAGUUGGUACAAUGUAGAGCACUUGACUAGAGAAUCAAGAGGCCCCGGUUUGAACCCCGCUGUAGUCCGUCAUUAUUUCUCCCAUCCUUUAAUAUUUGUUGCCGAUACCAACGACUGGAACUAAUAGGUGAACUCCUACCAGGG
Molecule: messenger RNA, 2377 nt
Organism: Magallana angulata
Lineage: Eukaryota; Metazoa; Mollusca; Bivalvia; Ostreida; Ostreidae
Product: E3 ubiquitin-protein ligase TRIM71-like
Exons: 2
Coding region: 47-1780 (577 amino acids)
Molecular function (GO): zinc ion binding
Source: RefSeq, a predicted model, not a curated record